AUGAACUUUUAUGCGGUCAUCGCGCUGGCGGCAGCCGCCAUUAGUGCCGAUGCCGCGACAAACGUCGAUUGGCUAUCGGCGGCACCCACCAAUCAAGUAAUCGAGCCAACUAUGGAGGAAGUGGAACUACGCAGGUUCGAAAGAUGGAUUACCGAACGUUUGACAGUGCGAGAGUAUGGAAGGUUCGAUAUGCUAGCACAGCGAAACGGUAGAUUGUUGAGAUGGGGGACAACAUUAGUACCACGAGAACUGGAAAUCAUGUUACAUAUACUCAGUUCACCAGUUCUACAUAAUUCACUUUUCAGAUCAAUGACAGUACCCGAAGGUAUUCUUCCGCAUUUCCAAAUCUUGGGUCUACCAUUGAAAUUACCGGAAGGAGGUGCAGCACAUUCCUUGGCAAUCGCAGCGCUACGCAAUGACUUACACGAAUUGCAGCAAUAUCAACCAUUCAAACCGACAAACACCACUUGGCCAACGUACUUGGAUAACGAAGCUGCAUACACGUACAUGUGGAGAGCGCUCUCAUAUCAGGUCAAGGUAAAAAGACGUCACAUUAAAGAUAAGGGAAAACUAUCUCGCAAUAUGUUGAAAUAUUGCUACAGAAAUGAGCAAAAUGAGCUAUUGAUAUUCAAAUUCGAUGUCGAACUAGACAAAGAUAAACAUUAUAACUUCGCAGCUCUCAUAUCUCACUGGUCACUACACAAACUACCAGUGAACGAAAAAUAUGUGGAAAUAUUGGACGAAAUGCUAGCAAAGACUGAUAGAACACAAUAUGCUGAGGGCUUGUUCGACAAUCUAGGACAUUACUCAAGGUAUAAAAUCCACCAGGGUAACACCGCGACGCCACAUAGCGAUAUUAUGGCAUUGCCAUUGCUCAAAUCCACACUCACGUUGGAUCAAAGCCUUGAUGCUGAAGCAAGGAGGAUUGCAAAAAUUACAAUCAAACUGGCAUAUCAUCUCAUGGUACGUAUGCUCGAAAAACAUGCUAUACCAGCAUUCACCGCCCUAAGACAACGUAGGAGAUCACGACGGACAUAUGGUGUAUUAGGACCACUUAGGUAUAUUCGUUCACUGAUCAAUAUAUACAGGGAUAACUAUCCACCAAACUCGAUUAACGAAGUUAACCCUUCGCCACAAGAGGCAGAACAAAUUGAGGAAAUGUUGUUCGAAUCCAGUAAAAACUUCCAGCCAUACUGGAGUAUGAAAAAUGAUACACUGUAUAACAAGUCGCCAGAUAUAGUCCCACCGGAUGUUAUACAAACAUUGGGGCUGCUGUUCGACCCGGAACGCCUCCUACGUAGGCUACUGAAUAUAAGAGGCGACCCUAUAGACUUCCAGGAAGUGCAUGAUAUACUACACCGAGUUACCGCACCGGAAACACAAGUGACGUCGAGUGUAAUGUUCAAAACACCAGACACUUGCCGUGCUGUACACAGUAUGCCAGAAAAGGUAGAACAACAGUAUCUAUCGCUAUCAGCAUCGGUAAGAGAGAAGCUGAUGACAAAAUGCCGAUGCCUGCUUGCAUUCCUCUAUCUUUUCGGAGUAACCGAUCGAUCAGGGCGCCCACAAUUUCCAUGGGGAUGGCCACGGAAUAUCGGAAAUAGCCUAACAUAUAUAACUGAAGGGAUAGGAGCUUCAUGUGGAGUUUGUAACGCCGUACUAGGGUUCCUUUCAGGGAUAGGAUACCCACCAGUGGUUAACAAUAUGUAUGCCUGGGAAAUGAGAAAAACACAUGUUGAGUCGGCGGUGUACCAGAUGUUGGUGACAUCCAAAAGAUCAAUACGUAAACGCCAUACUGAGUAUUUCGACAAGACGCUUUUGAGCUACCUUAGCGGACACUACAAGGACGAUGAUGCAUCCAGUCUGGCUGUUAGCUAUUAUCUAUAUAGUGGAAUAGGAAACCCAUCACGUAUUCUAGAUGAUCCACAUGUCACUUCGGGAAUUGAAAGACAACCUAAAGCUAUAGGAAGCAAGUGUAUAGACGCACUGCCAUAUGUAAUAGAUGCAGCUAAAUCGGCUAUGCGAACAAGGUCUAAUAUCAACCAAGAUGAAGGAAGUGAAGAAUACAGAUCACAAAGGUAUGCUGAAUUUGUAAAGAAACUUGCUGUCAUGGGUGAUCUUGACGGGCUAAGGGUAAUGGGUGAUUUCCAUUUUAUGGGACAUGAGGCAGGAAAUAUAGAAGUUAAUGUACCAAGGGCACUAGAGUAUUGGACAAUGGCAGCACAAAAUGGCGACGUUACAUCGGCACUCACCAUGGCAAAUCAUCUUAUACAGAUACUACACCAGACUGAAGAAUCAGAUGUAGCAAAUAGCAGGGAAGCUACGCCAGAUGAUGUCAUGGUAACUGCAGAACAGCUCCAUUUAGAAGGUACAGAACGUGCUGAUAUAGAACGAGCGGCAGAACGAUAUUUAAACACUGCAGCACGAUCCAAUAAUCCGUUAGCGGCAUCCACUGCACGAUUUUACAUGACGAGAUAUGGGAUAGGACACGAAAGAGAUCCUGUAGCUGCUGCAAGGUACCUACAGGAAUCCGCUGAUAGGGGUGAUGUGACGUCGCAGAUACUAAUGGGACAUGCCUAUGCAGGGAUGCUUGACGACAUCACGCCGCCAGAUGGCAAAAAUGUAUUCAUGGCGUUGGACUAUUACAGACGUGCAGCCAAAAAUGGAAAUAUAGUGGCAACUUUCAAUACCGCAGUAUUGACAUUACAUGGAUACGAUCUUAAAUUCAGCUCGUCAGUAGAUCGAUGCAAAGCAGCGUUCGCACUAUUCCAGAAAGUUGGAAGACAUGCACUGGUGCCAGCUGUGGCAAGAACGCUUGCUAAAAGAGCGUCAUUAUACGGAGAUGAAAUAGGACACGCGCUACUCAGCAUGUUCCUAUCGGAGAUGGGUGACCCUGAAGCCCAUAUCGCUGCGGCUCGCCACUUUAAAACAAGCAACAAACUCUGCUAUAUAGAUGAUUUAGGCCUGCAACAGGAAGUACCAGACUCAGAUGAUGUUAUGUCAACUGUGCCUUCAACUACACAAAAUGGUGUACCGGGCGUUGAAAGUUAUAUGGAUAGCGACAUAUCGGAUUAUAUAGACGCUAAGCUUAAUACUAAAGAAGGAAGCAUAUUUCAUGCCGUCACACAAGAUACAGAUCCUUCGGGAACUUCGCCUUGCCAUCUCUUUUACGCUCGACGAAGUGGAUAUGAGACUAACGGAGGGUCGCCUUUGUUGCUAGCAGAAGCUCUGUUAGACCGUGACCCACGGCAAUCCGCAGAGUGGAUGCUGGAGGCUAAGCUGAGAAACGAACACAAGGCAACGUAUCUAUAUGCCACGAUGCUGGAAGCUGGAGUGGGUGUUGUACAGGAUUGCACAGCAUCAUAUGGCUAUUAUCACUCAAUGACUGAGUCAAAAGAGCAUUUGAACAAGUUACUAGGGUUCCUUUGCAUACAAAGAGCCCGUGUUAGCAGCAUACUCCAUGAAUGGCGGAACCUGUACAAUUGGUUUGUCUCAACUUUCUACGAUAUUGCUAUUGUGCCAAACCUACUAGCCGAUGAUUAUGUUCCCUGUGGGUUUACGAUGCCAAAGGUGCAGCCACUGCGAACAGCAAGGGAGUUUAUCGUCACGUCGUUCUUCGUCGCGGUUAUCGGGUUCUCGACGAUAGUAUACAUUAAGAUACGAUGA
This is a messenger RNA of Babesia sp. Xinjiang, 3666 nucleotides long. RefSeq lists its product as uncharacterized. The transcript has 2 exons. The coding region runs from base 1 to 3666 and encodes 1221 amino acids. Lineage: Eukaryota; Apicomplexa; Aconoidasida; Piroplasmida; Babesiidae. The record is from RefSeq and is a predicted model, not a curated record. Gene Ontology annotation, molecular function: protein binding.